Molecule: messenger RNA, 1362 nt
Organism: Geodia barretti
Lineage: Eukaryota; Metazoa; Porifera; Demospongiae; Tetractinellida; Geodiidae
Source: the annotation of a GenBank genome assembly
AUGGAGAUUGGCGUUUCGGUUCCCAUUGUUGAGAUUGGGGACGACUUUGGCGCGCUGCGCGAUUACAUCCAGGCCGCCGAGGAUUUGGGGUAUGCGCACGUGCGCAUCCUGGACCACGUGCUCGGCGCGGUGCCGGAGAAGCAUCCGGAGGUGCCGCAAUUCCCCUACACCCACGAGUCGUAUAUCCACGAGCCCUUCACGCUCAUGGCCUACCUGGCCGCGGUCACGAAGAAGAUCGGUCUGACCACGGGCAUCUUGAUCCUGCCCCAGCGUCAGACGGCGCUGGUGGCCAAGCAGGCGGCCGAGGUUGACGUGCUAUCCGGCGGGCGGGUGCGACUGGGCAUCGGCGUGGGCUGGAACUCGGUGGAGUACGAGGCGCUGGGUGUGGACUUCGCCACGCGGGGCAGCCGCUGCGACGAGCAGAUCGAGGUGCUCCGCCAGCUAUGGACCGAGGACGUGAUCGACUACCACGGCAAGUACCAUGACAUCACCCACGCCGGCAUCAACCCGCUGCCGGUGCAGCGGCCCAUCCCCAUCUGGAUCGGGGCCGGUCGGGGCAAUGCGCCCACGCCUCCGAACGCCGCGAUCCGGCGCAUCGGCCGGCUCGCCGACGGCUACUUCCCAAUCUCGAAUCGGGACCGUCCCAGCCGGCGCGUUCCUCACCUGAACCGGCGGAUCGCUGGCUCCUUCCAACCUUAUUGGCCGCGCGUCCUGACCAUCGGCCUCCUGAUACUGGUUACCGCCGGCCUGGGUGUGGUCAACCCGAUCCUGAUCCGGGUGGUGUUCGACUCCGCCCUCUUCGCGGACGGUGGCCCCAACCUGCCGCUGCUCUGGACCCUGGCCACCGUCAUGGCCACGGUCGUCGUGGUGACGGGAAGCCUGGGCGUGCUGCAGACCUGGCUCACCCAGCAGGUGGGCCAACGCGUGAUGCGCGACCUGCGCGACCGCUUGUACUCGCACCUGCAAUCGCUUUCGCUGGGCUUCUUCACCUCCCAACGCACCGGCGAGAUCCAGAGCCGCGUCUCCAACGACGUGGCCGGCAUCCGCGUGGUGGUGACGGGCACCGUCAGCAACAUCCUGUCCAACGUGGUCAUCCUCAUCAGCACGCUGGUGGCCAUGGCCGUGUUGUCGUGGGAGUUGACGGUGGUGGCCGCGGGCAUUACCCCAAUUUUCGCGGUGUUCAGCUACCUGGUGGGAAAACGCCGGCGCGCGGUCUCGGCGAGGGUGCAGGAGUCCACCGCGGAGAUGACCGCGAUCACCCAGGAAACCCUGUCGGUGUCCGGCGUCAUGCUCACCCGGCUGUUCGGGGCGCAGAACCGCGAGGUGGCCCGCUUUCCACGAUCAGAACGUGCAUCUGUCUGA